Corythoichthys intestinalis (scribbled pipefish) is the source of this 4825-nucleotide messenger RNA. It is a transcript of the gene elf2b, whose product is annotated as E74-like factor 2b (ets domain transcription factor). NCBI's taxonomy places the organism in Eukaryota, Metazoa, Chordata, Actinopteri, Syngnathiformes, Syngnathidae. Gene Ontology annotation, molecular function: sequence-specific DNA binding; DNA-binding transcription factor activity, RNA polymerase II-specific. Gene Ontology annotation, cellular component: nucleus. The record is from RefSeq and is a predicted model, not a curated record. Gene Ontology annotation, biological process: cell differentiation; regulation of transcription by RNA polymerase II. The transcript is spliced from 11 exons. The coding region runs from base 574 to 2583 and encodes 669 amino acids.
CACUCAUGUUUAUUUCCCUGAACACACGGGGUCGUGGUCUACAUCCGCUGCACAAACAAACCAGCCAGGCGGGUUCAUUCGGCUUUUCCACUUCGGCCGUGUGUCCUCUUUUCUCCUCUACAUCUCGGCUAAGAAGAUCAGGGGCUUCAUGGGACUGACUUCGAGUGAGUGGAUGUAGUAGCUCCUCAGCACCCCGUUGCUAAACACACAAGCUCCACUACCUGAGAUACCUCCUUAUUUGGCUUACCACCACUGGACUUGUUUUCCUGUGUGGAAAUUAAGUUCACUGUCCAGAGAAGAGAGGCUCAAAAAGGGAAUAUUGAAGGGCUAUAUGGAAAGCUGCUCUUUCCAACACCGCAUGCAUACAGCGUAGGCAGAGUGAGGAGAUGGAGGGAUGUGUGGUGGACAGAGGAAGGUUUGGAAAGACUGACACACUUUGGGAAGGAGAGAGCGUUUACAGAGAGACUCCUCAUCUGUUUUGGACUAUCUAUAACUGCAGCUGUGGAAGUCACCAAGUGGAGGUGCCGUGGGGAGUCAUAGGCUGGGACUGGCUAUCACUGAAGAGCAUGAGCCAUGACCUCAGUUGUACUGGUUGACAGUAGUGGAACAGUGGUGGAAUAUGCAACAGCUGUGGAAGACCCACAGCAGGACAAUGAGUUUGAUGUGGACCUGGAGGCAGAGGAAGAAGUUGAGGGUGAAUUUGAAGUUGAAGAGGUAGAGGAUGGAAGAGAGGCUGAGAACUACCACACUGUCAUUGUGGAUGAGGCUCCUGAUGCCAUCUUAACUGGAGAGACUGGUCACACAGCCCAGGUUGUGAUGUAUGGCGGCGAAAUGUACAUAAUGCAGGAAGUGAGCAAUGAGCUGGAUAUGGAGUCAGAAAAGGAAGCAGUUGAGGCGUCUGUCCAUGGCACCAGUAUACACUGUUCUGACAAAACUAUCGAGGCUGCAGAGGCUCUGCUUCACAUGGAUUCACCAUCCAGUGUCAGAGAAGACUGCAGUCCAGAAGCUUUCAUCCCACCUUGUGUAGCGACACCUGACUUCCUCCAUGCUGCCAUGCGCCCGGAUAUUGCAGAGACGGAGGUCGAAAUAUCGACGGAGGACUGCUGCGAAGAUGAUGAUGACGAUGAUGAUGAAGAUAUGGCCAGUCUGAUAGAGGAGCAGGAGGCGGAACAUGACCAUGAGCCCGCCAGGAAGAGAAAAGCUGGACGGAAACUAAAAACACAUCAGUCCUAUACUAACGGCUCAGUUGAUAUCGGUUUGCGGAAGAAAUCAAGAGAAGGCAAAGGGGGAAGCACCAUCUACUUAUGGGAGUUUCUGUUGGACCUCCUGCAGGAUAAGAACACCUGUCCGAGGUACAUUAAGUGGACACAGAGGGAGAAGGGUAUCUUCAAGCUUGUGGACUCCAAGGCUGUCUCCAAGCUGUGGGGCAAACACAAGAACAAGCCAGACAUGAACUAUGAGACCAUGGGACGGGCGCUCCGAUAUUACUACCAGCGUGGCAUCCUCGCCAAAGUAGAAGGCCAGCGUCUGGUUUACCAGUUUAAAGAGAUGCCCAAAAACAUUGUGAUAAUCGACGACGACAAGACAGACAUGUCCGUUGCCCAAGACCCGAUGGAAUCCAAGACGACAGCGUCCUACGAGCGUAUCCUGCAGCCGCCGGACGUCAUGCUGAAGCGCUCCCCCAUGCCCUCCAGAAAGCCCAACAUCCUGCGCGGCGGCAACAGAGGCAAUGUGUGUCAAUCACCUGUCGCCACCGGCAACAACAGUGUGACGGUGGUUGCUUCCAACGUCGACUCGGCAGACUCUGGUCUGAAUCAACAGACAGGUGUCCUUUCCAAUGCUUCUGGGCCCAGGACUGUGCGAGUCGCUAUGCAGGUGCCGGUGGUCAUGACAUCACUGGGUCAGAAAAUCUCAACCGUUGCGAUGCAGCAGCCGGCAGUAAGAACGGGGGCGGCCGGACAUACAACCCUCUUGUCCAGUGCUUCGGCUCUCGGCUCUGCUGGAGGCAACUCUCAACAAAAGGUUGUGAUCCAGACCAUCCCCACCAUGGUCCCUGCCACAGCAGAAAAUGGAGAGAAGAUCACGGUCCAGUUGGCCAAAAUUAUCACAAUCCCAGCUCAUCAGUUAGCUCAGUGCCAACUACAGACGCCCACAGGCGCGGCCAAGCCCGGCGCGGGUGUGCCAACGGCCGGCAUCAGCCUCCUAGGAAGCCCCUUGACAGUCCAGGCACUGGCGCCAGUUAGCGUGGCGUCAGGAGCGCAGGUCAUGAGACUGUCCGUGGCUGCACAGGCGCAACAACAGACUCUGAUGGUGUCGCAGUCGGGAAGCGGCGGUGGAGUCACUGUGUCGGCGGCCGAUGAGGCCGUGACGGCGCAGCCACGGGUAAUUGGCGGGAUUUUUAACGGCGCUGAGGUGGUAGUGGGAGGGGACGAGCUCAAGGGGGUCCAAGUCCAACCUGCGCAAGUGGCCAUCCCGCAGAAUGAAGAGAACACCAAAAGCGUCUCGUCGGACGCGGCUGAUCCCGACGUGCAAACCAAACUGGAGACCCCUGCGGCAGUAAAAAUUGAAGAGCCCGAGUGUUGAGGUCUUUCGUCCGCUCAAGUUAGUUGCUUUGGACACAAAUUCAUUUUUAUUACUCUUGUGAUAACAAGCAGCAGUUUGAAAGCUCUCGAAGGCCUAUUGUAUGUUUUUAUCAUGAGUGAGGGAAAUAUUCUUCCAGUACUGCUGUUAGAAGAGUUUCUCAGCCAAGCCUGUAAAUUGAAACUCUCGCUCGGAGGCCACCAUGCAAAUAGGAACACAUAGACGCAAUCAAACUUGAAAGGGACCAAUCCAGAUCACUUUGGCUAUCGUCACCAUCACCAAGUCUUGAUAGGAAAAAAAAUACAGCAAGGAAAAGGGAAACACUACAGGCAAUUUGAACAUGAAUCCCAUUUUAUCUCAUUUUAAAAAAAGAAGACUGGCACUGCAAUAAGAUGAAGCCUGAUUGAUUCGGGUUUUUGUUUCUUCUGCAAUUGUUAAACCAGCAAUUUGUACUUGUCACUGUGCAAAUCAAAUGCGUGUGUGUGUGCGCGCGCGCAUUUGCGAGUGAGUGUGGUGCUACGUGGCUCUCGAAAAGAGUAUAAUUAUUCAUAUGGCGGAAAACACUCAGGUGACUUUGAAGUUUCGCUUUGAGACCCUCAAUUUGGCCAAAUUUCAAAAUUGUCAUAUGCAUGUGUGAAACGACAUUGGAACGCUUAAAAUCUCAAUUUUCUGGGUGAAGAAAAGUUUUGAACAGCGCAUAUAUAUAUAUAUAUUUUUAACAGUGAAACCCUAACUGUAUGUGUGAGCAUGAGAGAGCAUAAUUAAAGAUGCCAUGAUUUUAACGAGAUAUCACGUACUUGUUUCGAUCCCAAAACUCCAUUUAGCAUGAAUCACCGAGUGUCAAGACACAGCUGCACAGACGUAGCUUGAUUUUGAGGGGAUUUUAUGGGUGAUUCAUGGUAUAACGAGGGUUGCGAUGCCGACAUCAAGGAGUGGUUGAGAUUUUCAUAUAUUUACCCUUUAAAUUUUUUUUUCCCUCUAAUUUUAUUUGGAUCGAUUACCAUCUAAAAUAUCGGGGAAAAUGCGACUGCAACAAAAACAUACAAUUAAGCGAUAGUUAUGAGGUAGAUAUCCGUGACUCAUUUACAGACACAAUUUUUUUCAUUGUGAUGUAAUUUGUUUAAAAUUUGCAAGUGAAUGAAAUUAAUUUUUUUCAAAGUAAAUAUUAGACAUCAACGAUUCUAAGCAAUGAAUAACAGACAUUUCAAAUAAUGAAUAUAAUUCUCCUUAUGGCUGGGCUGAAACAGGCGGUUGCUCGGUGGCUGUAAACUGUCUCCAGUGUGAAACGGACAAAUAAAAAAAUAGUUUGAGAGCUUAAUGUGCCAUGAAACUGCUAUAGCAGCAUAUAGACAUAUUGUCAACAAACAGAAUAGUUCUUUUGGCUUAAAAUAGUUUAUUUUAAAGAGGGGUGCAAAAGCAGAAACUGCUUUUUUAGCCUUGUCUGUGUUUUCCGCCAUAUACAAAAGUUUACACCAUAAAUCAUAACGGAGCAGCCUUUAAAUUUGGAAAUUGACCUUCAUGUACAAUAGGAACUAUAAGUUGAACUUAGUUUUUUUGUGUGUUUUCAUAACUUGUACCAAGCACAGUAUUACAGAAAUGAGAAAAUCUUAACAUUUGCAAAGAAAGUAGCAUAGCUGGGAGUUGAAAAGCACUGGUUCCAUUUCUCAAUUUAAGGACUAAUCCAGUUUUUAGAACUCACGCCGAAUAAGCAAUCAUUUGUCAUCAAGUACUUUUAAAUUUGAUUCGUCUUAAAGUUGGCUGAUAGAAUAGAAAUAAAUUAACAGUGAACAGUUGACUUGAAAUCAGCAAACGCUCCAGUGCUUUGUAUCAAGAAUCUCUAUUUUCAGUCUGAGCGAUCGUACCUAUGAACCUGACAGUUUAAAAAAAAAAACAUUUUACUCAUAAAUGGCUGUGACUCUAUUCCUACUGCCAUGUUUCAGAAAAAAAAUCUCCAUAGGAAUAUGUAUAUAAACUAAUUAUUUUGUAAUUGCUAACGGUUGUAUUAGUUAUUCUGAAUGUGAUGUCACUUUUCAAUUCCCAGGUCACUUAUAAAGGUCAUUAUUUUCCAGUCAGGUUGGCCCUACACCUACAUUUCAUUUCAUUUUUUUUUUUUUUUUUAAAUCUAAAAAGAGGGAAAAUACCGAAGUUUGUUUUCAGACUGAACUGUUUGUAUAUUCAACAUUUGAAGUAUAUUCUAUUUUGUUGUACUCUUGUUUCAAAGUGUAUUAAAGUAGAUUUUACUGAA